This is a messenger RNA of Durio zibethinus, 2017 nucleotides long. Its product is annotated as AT hook motif-containing protein. Lineage: Eukaryota; Viridiplantae; Streptophyta; Magnoliopsida; Malvales; Malvaceae. The record is from RefSeq and is a predicted model, not a curated record.
GCAAUGUUACUUUAUCUCUCCUCACGACCAAAACGCUCGGCUCCCACGCCUCGCCUGAGAUAAACAACAAAAGUAUAAUCGAAACAAAUAACAAAAAAAUGAUUUUUCUCAAAAAUAUUUUCUCUUAAUCAAAGUUUUAAUUUUUCUUAAACAGCUAAAGGAAAAAAAAAAAAAAAACCCACAGAAACAGACACCAUGAAAAAAGGUCAGCUGUUUUCUUUUAAUCCCUAGCUUCAUGUUACUUUGGUUUUCCACUUGAUUGAAGUUGUUGAAAAUGCUGUGAAAAGGAAGGAAACAGUUUUAAGAUCUGUGGAAAAGGCAAUUUCUUUGCAGCAAAUACUAUGAUGAAUCAAGACAAUGACCCAGAGGAUAACCUUGAUGCAUCAGCAGAUGUUCCGCUGAAGCGCAAACGUGGUCGUCCAAGAAAAUUUCCAAAACAUAAUCUAAAUCAGGGGGAGACUAUUCAGACUCCAAACCAUGCCGAGAAUACCCAUAUCCCACCUGGAUAUGAGGGAGUGAAUGGAAAUCAACCUCACCAAGCUAAUCCAAUCAAUGAUUCGAAUGAUGUAAUGGUGGGUCAGGCUGUUUAUGGUGUUAUUGAGGCAGCAUUUGAUGCAGGAUAUUUGCUCACUGUUAGAGUUGGCAACUCUGACACCACUUUAAGGGGUGUGAUUUUCAAGCCUGGGCAUUAUGUUCCUGUUUCACCAGAGAAUGAUGUAGCUCCUAAUGUUCAAAUGAUCAGAAGAAAUGAGAUUCCCUUCCCAAGGGAGAGGAAUGAGCAGCAUAUCAAUUCUCAUAGAAUUGGAUCUGCUCAUCCAUUCAGUGAACCAGCUGUAGCCAACCAGGUGCCACGAGCCCGGGCUUCAAAUCUUGGAGGCUCAAAAAGAAAACAUGUGCAGUUGGUGACAACACAAUAUACUUCUCCUCUAAUGUCCAGAGGCAGUGUGGUGCCUGUUGUGCUCAAACCUGCUGGUUUACCGAACGGUGAAUCAGUUGCCGACCAACCUUCUGUGGUUGCAAGCCAACCUACUCAUUUGGUGGCCUCUAAAGGUAAACAGGUGUCUGAAGCCUCCGAUACAUCAAAUGGUGCAGCACCCACCAACCAGAUGCCAACAGUGGGAAACCAAAUGCUUCCUACUCAACCCCAAAGUGGUAACCACACUGUGCCAAAAGGCAUACAAAGUGAAACUGUUUCAUUUAAUCAACCCCCAGCAGAGGUUUUGCAGGAGAAGGAAGCCAAGUCAAUGACUGGCAUGCCUUUUGAGAAACUAUUAACUGAAGUCAUGAAAAGAAUUCAAGUCCCCUCCCAACCAUUGGAUGCUCAAGGUGGUAAUUUGACUGUCAAAAAUUCUGGACAUAACCAGGAAGAUGAUCAGCCACUCUCUAUUGAACCACUACAAGCUGUACAGCCUGCUCACUCUUCUGUGCUCAAACCUGAAAAUUUUAGAACUGGCAAGAUGACUGAGCUGUUGCAGGCUGUUCAAGAAAACAUGAGGGAAAACCAAGCAUCUCGGACUGAAGAGCCAGCCAUUGGUUCCGGAGAAACUGAGCUUGGAGAUUAAAAAAUGCAUUAUUCCAUUUAAGUAUUCACAGGUUUCAAGUAUCGAAUUCAACAGGCAUUGUUACUAGCAGCUUCUGGGCUAGCUCACAUGUUGUAGAGUGUUUUAGUUGAACCAGAUAGACUAUGUAAAAUGUUUUCGAUCCUAAACUAGGUGAAGGAGCUUCCUUGAAGGGUCUGCAUGGGAUCUUCUUUGCUCUAACCCUUAGGAUCAGAACUGUUUCCAUUACUUAGAAUUAACGCUUAAUUUCACUUCAUAGAUUUAUAAAAACUGUCAUAACUUAGUAUAUGACGCUAAACCCAAAACCUUGUUAAAUGUAUGCGGCUUCCUUAUGAUCAUCCAAGAGUCAAGUAUGUGCUACAGUCAAGCAUAUUACGUGGGAACUAAAUGUCUCUGAAUGAAUCUUGAAUCAUUAGUGACCAUGGAUAAGUGGUAAAAAAAUGGAGAAUGUUUGCAAA